AUGGUCGAUGAAAAUCAUGUGAAGUUGAGCGAAGUUCAAUUAAUCAGCUCGGAAUUCGGUUUACCGCUUGAUGAUUGUUUCAAAGGCGCUGUUCAAUGUUAUAAAGGUAUUUUCUUGUUUCUAUGGAAAAAAAAUCACGUUUUUAUGCUGGACAUCAAUGAAAAAUCUUGCAGAAUACACAAAAACUGAAAGCUUGCCAGUUCCUUAUGAGGAGCGCAUUAAGAUUUUGGCGCUUAACAAAUUUAUUCAAAAUGGCGCGUUCACCAAUGAAAAUGAUGAUGCGGGAUGGUUCAAUUUGACUGGAAAUGAUGUUAAGUGAGUUUUUCGGGGAAAUUUCUGUUUGAAGAUUGUCCUGGAUAUUGAAAUUUGGGCUCGAAACUGGAUAUUCAGACUCUGGUGGCCUAGAAAACCAAAUGUGGGCUAGAAAUAUGAACAAAUAGUCUGGAAAUCGCGAAUUCUAGUUUUCAUUACCUGAUUUUCUGUGUUUUUUUGGUCUAGAAAUCGAAUUUCCCUUCAAAACUCGUCCAAAAUCCCUAAUUUGUAUGUUUUCCCCCAAUAAAAUUCAAUUAGCCCAACUUUUGAUUAAGAAGCCAAAGAAAAACAAGUUUUUUGUGCAUUUUCCUCUCAAAACGACUAUUGUGAGCCCUCUUUAGCCGCAAAAAUUGAAUUUUCUCGAAAAUUCGAUGUUUUUCAACAAAAAUUUCUAUUUUUGUGUUUUUAUUUUUUCUCAAAUGAAAAUUGGAAAAAAUCUGGACGAAAUUGAAUUUUCUUUGCUUUGUUUCUUCAAAAGGAAAUGAAUUUCGUCCUUUUUUGAGAGAAAAAAAUUCCACCAAAAAAGGAACAAUGUUGUUCCAUUUUUUCGCACUAAUCCUCUUGUAAAACACAAUUUUUCGAGAAAAAUUGAGGAAAAUUUUUUUGACUGCGCGAAAAUUGAAUUUUUCUCUUUUCGCCUUGAAAUUUGAUUUUCUCGAGAGUUGUUACACUUUGAGAGUUUAGUGAGUGACGAAAAUUUGAUUUUUUCCUAUUUUUUUUGAGAAAUAUCUUUGAAAACAGCCUUAUUCUUGAAAAAAUAUGAGUUUUUUCUAAUCCCCCAUGGAAAAAUGACAUUUUGAGCUGAAAAUCUGGAAUUCCCGAUUUUGAGCUCAAAAAUCAUUUGAAAUUGGUUCUUUUAAACUGGAAAUAUGCUGAAACUCCAGGAUUUUGACUGAAAGUUCGAGGUUUUCUUGAAUUUUCAGCCAAAAAUCUAGAUUUUUAGCAUAGUUCCAGCUUGAAAAUGGCUGAGAUGCGGAAACUAUGCCCAAAUUUUUCUUUUUUUUUCCGAAGGCGAGGUGAAAAAACGCUCAUAAAUCAUGAGGAAUUGAAAUUUUCACCACUUUUUCCCCCACUAUUUUUCACACACCCAUGGGACACUUUUUUUCCUCUCAGCCGUUUUGUGACGAGCGAAUUUUAGUCACUUUUUUUCCUGUUUUUUUUCUGGACCCCUUGAUUUUUUUUGGUGACUCAAAAAUUGUAGAUUGAGUAGGGGGACCUAGUUUUUUUGUGGCCGGGGGAAGCGGAAAAUUGAAUUUGUGUCCCAAAAUCCGAAGAAGAAGGAAGAAAAGAUGACUAAAAGCCUGCGAAGAGAAGAAUGCUAAUAAGGGGCGGCAUGUGGCAAAAAAGACAAAAUUUUGAGAGAGCCGCGUUUUUGGCACUUUUUUUGUGGGAAUUUUUGUGGGUUUUUCUAGCCAAAAAAUCUAGAAUUUUUCAGGUUCUCUCGUGAGUCUGUAUAAAAAUUGAGUUUUUAUGCAGAAAUUUUGGAUUUUUGAUGAACUGAGUUAUUUUUUAUGCUCUGAAUGGGUUUUCGAGCCACUUUUUUGAAUUUCAGCUAAAAAAUCUGGAAAUUUGAGUCCUUUUCCAUGUUUUUGAGCAAGGUUUGUAUGACACAGACUAAUUUCUAGCAAAAAAUCUUUAGCUGAAAAUCACCUAAAAUUUUUAGGCUAAAAAUUCGAAAUUUCAACCAAUUAUCAGUUUUAAGCUUAAAAAUCUGGGAAUUCGGUUCCUAAACCAAUGUUCUAGGCUAAUUUACACCCAAAAAUCUUGGUUUUCUAGGUUUUUAUAUCCCAGGACCGUAUUUUUGUGAUUUCAUUGACCAAUGCUAGUUUUUAGCCGAAAUUUGGAAUUUUUCGGUCUCCAGAUGACAUUUUUUUCGGAAAAUUUAGAUUUUCAGUCUAGACAUAUUUUUCAACUUCUCUCCAAAAAUCAUCUGAAACUCCACAAAAAAACCCAUAAAAAUGUACUUUUGUCAUCAUAAAAAGUUGAUAUUUUUAUUACUAUUAUACUUUUUUGAGCAGGAAAUGUGCAUUUUUUGGACCCGAAACAUGUUUUUUUGUUGAGUUUUUUGGACGGAAAAUUGAGAACUUUCAGAUUUUUCUCAAAAAUCUGAAAGAUUACAAUUUUCUAGUCAUUCUUUGGCUUCUUUUUCGAAAAAUUGAUUUUUGUGAUGAAAUUCUUUUUUUUUGGAUUUGGAACGCAAAAUAUCGGAUUUCCGAUGUUGUUUUUUAUGGGAGGGAAAUUUGAGAUUUUUGUAGAAUUUUAAGCGAGAAAUUUGAAUUUCUAGCUGUUUUUCCAGCUGAAAAUGAGAUUUUUGAGCUGAAAUUCUAAGAAAAUUUGAAAUUUGAAAAUUGUUUUGGCGCUAAAAUUUAGAGAAUUAAAAUAUUACAGCAAUCUUUUCAAGCGGAAAUUAUCGAUUUUUAAUGCAUUUUUGACUUGAAAUCAUUAUUUUUACCAACUCGGGGAAAAAGUAGCAAGACUGGCGACAAAAAAUAGGCUUUUAGCCAGCUUGCGACCAUUUUUAGUAAGCUUGCUACAAUUUUUAUAAUGGGAAAAAAUGUAGCAAGCUUGCUAAAAAUGGUCGCAAGCUGGCUAAAAGUCUAUUUUUGUCGCCAGACUUGCUACAUUUUCUCCGAGAAAUUCCAAACUAAUUUUCAGCAAAAAGUGGCGUGAACUUGGCGAUUUGUCGCGCGACGAAGCAAUGGCCUCUUUUGUGUUUCUCGUCGAUCGAGUAUGUCCGCCGUUCAAAGGAUUCAUUGCCGACAAAAAUCGAGCGAUGUGAGUUUUGGGGCGGGAAAUUUGAAUUUUCAGUGAAAAAUUGAGUUUUUCUGAUUUUUUUUUGGUAAAAAAUGGUAGAAAAUUCAAACCUCACCCAAGACCUGGAAUUCCAGGUGGGCAAUUUUUUUUUUUCGAAAAACCUAGGUGGGCAAAAAAAUUUUUAGGAUAUUUAAGGCGAGCCUCAGGCGGGCAAAAUUUUUUAGGGUGUUUAAGGCGAGCCUCAGCUGGGCAAAAUUUUUUAGGGUCUUUAAGGCGAGCCUCAGGUGGGCAAAAUUUUUUAGGGUCUUUAAGGCGAGCCUCAGGUGGGCAAAAUUUUUUAGGGUCUUUAAGGCGAGCCUCAGGUGGGCAAAAUUUUUUAGGGUCUUUAAGGCGAGCCUCAGGCGGGCAAAAUUUUUUAGGGUGUUUAAGGCGAGCUUCAGCUGGGCAAAAUUUUUUAGGGUUUUUAAGGCGAGCCUCAGGUGGGCAAAAUUUUUUAGAGUCAUUAAGGCGAGCCUCAGGUGGGCAAAAUUUUUUAGGGUCUUUAAGGCGAGCCUCAGGUGGGCAAAAUUUUUUAGGGUCUUUAAGGCGAGCCUCAGGUGGGCAAAAUUUUUUAGGGUCUUUAAGGCGAGCCUCAGGCGGGCAAAAUUUUUAGGGUCUUUAAGGCGAGUCUCAGGUGGGCAAAAUUUUUUAGGGUCUUUAAGGCGAGCCUCAGGUGGGCAAAAUUUUUUAGGGUCUUUAAGGCGAGCCUCAGGUGGGCAAAAUUUUUUAGGGUCUUUAAGGCGAGCCUCAGGUGGGCAAAAUUUUUUAGGGUCUUCAAGGCCAGCCUCAGGUGGGCAAAAUUUUUUAGGGUCUUCAAGGCCAGCCUCAGGUGGGCAAAAUUUUUUAGGGUCUUCAAGGCCAGCCUCAGCUGGGCAAAAUUUUUUAGGGUCUUCAAGGCCAGCCUCAGGUGGGCAAAAUUUUUUACUAGGUGGGCAAAUUUGGUAAAUAAACCCAGGUGGGCAAUUUUUUACCCACUUCUCCAGGUUCUUGGGUGAGGUUUGUAGAAAAUUGCAUGGAAAAUGAGGUUUUGACGAUUUUUAAAUAUAAUAUUCGGGUUUGGCUCGAAAUUUCAGGGUUUUUGGGCUCAAAAUUGCUACAGUGAACCUCCAGAACUUUUUGUGUAAAUGUCGAAAAUUCCAAAAAAAAAAAAAAAUACGUUUCCAAAAUUUUAUGAUCCAAUUUUGAAAAUUUUGAAUUUCAUUAAAAAGCUUCUGGUAAAAAUUGGAUUUUGAAUCGAAAUUUUGAUUGGAAAUCCGAUUUUUAUUGAAAAUUUGAGAAAAUUGGAUUUUUGGCUUCAAAAAUGUGUCUAUCGAUUCCCUUUUCCCCCGGCUAAUCCUAUUUUUUCCAUUAGUUUUCGCUUCUUCUUUUUUUUUUACUAGAAUAGAAUAUUCCUCUUGUUUUUUCCCACCGCAAGAAAUAUGUGAAUAAAAGAGCUCCUCCCCCUGCUCUUUUCCUCUCGUUUUUUUUCUGCUCAUAUUGGCUUUUAUCGAUUUUUACUAGCUCGUUUUUGAGUGCUCGUUUUUCAGAGAAUUUUUUGAUGGAAAUUGAUGAUUUUAAGCUAUUUUUAUCUAGAAUUUUAGACAGAAAUUCCACGUGGAUUUUUAGAGCUAAAGCCGAAAAUUUUCUAGAUGUUUUCCACCUAACAAAACUGGAUUUUUAGCUGUUUCCCAACCAAUUUUUUUCCAGCAAAGACUCGGAGCUCAAAGAAUUCACGCCGGCCAAAGUCACCGAACAAUCGGCUCGAAAUCCCUCACUUCAACAAGUCGAUCAUCGUCUCUACGAAGAUCAGCGAAAACAAAUUCAGGAAGCGCUCAACGCUCAGACUUUUCAUCAAUUUUCCGCCUACGCUCAACAACAAUUUCCGGGAGAGCCUGAGCAGGUAAGAAGUGUGCCAGAGUUGCGAAAAGGGGCGUGGCUUAAUUUCCGAAAAUUUUCAGCAAACCAACUUGAUUCGACAACUCCAAGAGCAACAUUUUCAACAAUACAUGUCGCAGGUGAAUUUUUUGGAUAUUUUUUUUUCAGAAAAUUAGAGUUUUGAGCCUUAAAUUGGGUGAUUCUGGAAUUUAACAUGAGCAAUUUUUGAGCUGAAAUUUGAUGAUUUUUGACCUGUUUUUAACUUGAAAAUGAUCUCUAUUUUGUUCAAAGAAAUAUUAAAACUAAUUUAUUCUAUCAAAAAUAGUAGGUGAUAAGAAACAUUUCGAUUUGUACAGUUUUAUUUGUAGUGUUGAGAUAUUCCGCGCAUUUUUCUCCAAAUUUUGUCCGCGUUUUCUUGUUGGCUGGUCUAAAUGAGUUUCAGUGAAAAAAAAAUGGAAAUUUGUUCAAAAAAUAUUUUUGGAAAAACUCACGAUCAUUAAAAAUCAAUACUAAAGUACUGUAGUGUAGAUACAGUUAUACAAAAAUAUACAAAUGAAUAUGUUUUAGAAGGUGAUAAAGGUCAUUCAAAAAAGGGGCGGAGUCUAUAUUCGGGAAGAGAUAUGUUAUCUAUUUCACCAUCUUACUGUAAUUAAUCACAUUUAAAAAAUGACACGUAAUGAUUAUCUUAUUUUGUAGUCGUGAUUAUCUCAUUUCUCAAUUUGAAUAUGGAUUUUUCACCUGAAAUUCGGAGAUACCUUAACAUGAGCAAUUUUAACUCAAAAAAUCUCAAUUUCUAGCUUAAAAUGAGCAAUUUUUCAGCCAAAAUUUGUAAUUUUCACCAGAAUUCUUCAUUUUUCAACCAAAAAUCUGAAAUUUGCAGGUCUACGCUCAACAAUCCGCUACACCAAAUGGCGAACAAUCUCAAAUGAGCAACGAGGAGCAAAUUCAGCACCAAACCAAACGAGACGAUGAUUCGGAUUUGUCGGAUGAAGAAGCUGGAGAGGAUUUACCAUGUGAGUGAUUUUUUACCAAAAAUUCACGAUUUUUCAUGAUUUUUCACCUAACAUUCACGAUUUUUCAUGAUUUUUAAGCUAAAAAAUCACUUUCAGAGUGUUUUUUCCUUCUAACCUCUCCUAAUUCUUCUAACACCUUCCAAUUUUCCCGAUUCUAAUCUACUUUGUAGUGUCUUCGAUUCAUGCACACAUGGGCCUCUUCUGUCACUGUAUGUUAAAUUAAAAAAGUAGAACUUUGCAUGCGAAGUGAUGUGAUUUUUGUGCUUUUUCAGCCCGAGAUCGUAAUUUUGAGACUAAAUAUGCCUGGGGGCUUUUUUCUGGGCUCAAGAGCUUUAUUUUGAGCCCAAACAAGCCCGGAUCAAUUUUUCGGGCUCACAGGCUUCUUGUUGAGUCUAAACAAGCCUGAAAUAGAAAAUGAGCGCCGCCCCUUUUUCAGAAGCUCAAGAGCUUCAUCCCAAAUUCACCCUGGAAAAACUGCCAGGCUUGCAAAAGGGGCGGAGCCUAUUUUUCAUCGCAUGCUUUUUUUUUGUAAAUUUUUCUUUCCCCUGUCAAUAUUUUGUGUUUGUGAAAAAUUGCUUGAAAAUUUAACCAGAAAAUUCGCGCCUAGGCCUAAAUUUCAGGCCCCAGUUAGGCCAAGCCAUUCUAGGCCCCCAAAUAAUCCACUGAUUCCAGCAAAUCCUGCGAUUUCACCAGCCUCACUCUGGAAUCGUCAAGACAUCAACGAAUUCAAGGCGACCAUCAAAAAAGAUGGAGCCGAGGGCAUAAUUAAAGUUGGACACGGUGAAACUGUCACCGUCCGAGUACCCACACACGAAAAUGGAAGUUGUUUGUUCUGGGAAUUUGCCACCGAUCACUAUGAUAUUGGAUUUGGUGUGUAUUUCGAGUGGAGUUUGGCGGAUUCGAAUCAGGUACGGAAAUUUCAGCCGAAAAAUGUCUGGAAAUCCCCACAAAAACCAUUUUUUCUCCAGGUUUCCGUUCACAUUUCCGAAUCCGACGACGAAGAUGAUUAUGAUGAGCAACAGGCCGAAGAAGAAGCACUUGGAAAUGGCGGAGGUAAUUUGGGUGCAAAUGGUGGAGGAGCGGGCGAUGUUGAAAGCGGAGCACAAAUUCAGAGAAGGUUGGUGUAAUUUUGGGCGAAAAUUUAGGAUUUUUGAGCCAAAAUUGAGCUAGAAUUAUUUUUCAUCUGAAAAUAUUGUAUUUUUGCAGUCGCCCACAAGAUCCGAACAAGCCGAAACAGGAUGAGAUUAUUCCGAUUUAUCGAAGAGAUUGUCAUGAAGAGGUUUGGUUUUAUUUUUGAAAUUUUUAAUGGAAAAUGUGGAAAUCUAGAUGAAAAUUCAAGAAAAUUCCAGAUUUACCCCAAAAUUCCCCAUUUUUGCAGGUCUACGCCGGAUCUCAUCGUUAUCCAGGCCGCGGUGUCUAUUUGCUGAAAUUCGACAAUUCCUACUCGCUCUGGAGAUCCAAAACUCUUUAUUAUCGUGUUUAUUACAGCAAGUAA
Molecule: messenger RNA, 7467 nt
Organism: Caenorhabditis angaria
Lineage: Eukaryota; Metazoa; Nematoda; Chromadorea; Rhabditida; Rhabditidae
Source: the annotation of a GenBank genome assembly